UGGGGUCUGCCUUCUGGAACAAGCUCUGCUCUGAGCACGGGAUAGAGGAGGAUGGUGUGCUGCGGACAGAUGCUGUGCAUGGAGAGGACAGGAAGGACGUCUUCUUCUAUCAGGCGGAUGACGACCACUACAUCCCACGCGCUGUACUUCUGGACCUCGAACCACGGGUCAUUCAACAUGUACUGAGUGGGUCUCAUGGUAAGCUGUACAACCGAGAGAACGUGUUUAAAGCCACCGACGGCGGAGGUGCUGGCAACGUAUGGGCCACGGGAUACGAACGCAGCCAGAAGCAACAGGAAGACAUCUACGACAUCAUCAACCGCGAGGCGGAGAAUAGCGAUAGCUUGGAGGGCUUUCAAAUGACUCAUAGUAUCGCUGGAGGUACUGGGUCAGGGAUGGGCUCUCAUGUACUUGAGAGGCUCAACGAUUGGUUUCCGAAGAAAGUGCUGCAGACAUACUCUGUUUUUCCUGGCGCGGAUACCGUCGUGCAGGAGUACAACUCCGUGCUCACCCUCAAGCGACUCACCAUGAAUGCCGAUAGUGUGGUAGUACUGGACAAUACGGCCCUAAAUAGCAUUGCAGUGGACAAGUUACACAUCGAGAAACCAACCAUGGAGGACAUAAACCAUUUGGUGUCGACUGUCAUGUCUACUAGCACAGCCACACUGAGAUACCCAGGAUACAUGAACAAUGACCUGGUGGGCAUGAUAGCCUCGCUCAUCCCCACCCCACGGUUGCACUACCUGAUGACUGGCUACACACCACUGACUGCGCUGGGCAAAACGUCUACCAGUGUACGUAAAACGUCUGUGUUGGAUGUGAUGCGACGCCUACUGCAGCCACAGAACAGCAUGGUCUCAGUCCCUACGCAGAAUCAGGGCUGCUACAUAUCGAUUCUGAAUACGAUACAAGGCGAUGUCGAUCCAACGGAGGUGCAUCAGUCACUGCAGAGGAUACGCGAGCGCAAACUCGUUAAGUUCAUCCCUUGGGGCCCUGCAAGCAUACAGGCAAGGCUUGCAUACAAGUAUACUAACACAUGCAUGGGACCACUGAAUGUGUCUUACGGUCCAUUGUCUUUCGCACAGCUGUUCAACAGAAUUUGCACAAAGUUCGACAAAAUGCGCGCGCGCGGGGCGUACUUGCAAGAGUUCAAAAAGUCUGACAUUUUUAAAAAUGGCUUCGAAGAAUUCGACGACUCGAGGCAAGUAGUCGAUGAACUCAUUCAGGAAUACACCGCAGCAGAGCGACCAGACUAUAUCGAAUGGGGUGGCCCCCAGAAGAUGCAAACAGGUACGCGUGAGAAUCUGAUUGGCAGUCAAACCGGUGCGGGCGGACUCCACAAUCACCGAGACAGGCCAGGUGUACCUGCAACAGGCCCAAAAGCUCCAAACAACAUGCAAUCGUAG
Messenger RNA from Sphaeroforma arctica JP610, 1406 nucleotides. RefSeq names its product tubulin gamma-1 chain. The annotation marks the transcript as partial. Gene Ontology annotation, cellular component: spindle; gamma-tubulin complex; microtubule. Gene Ontology annotation, biological process: cytoplasmic microtubule organization; mitotic cell cycle; meiotic spindle organization. Gene Ontology annotation, molecular function: structural constituent of cytoskeleton; GTP binding. Lineage: Eukaryota; Ichthyosporea; Ichthyophonida. The transcript has 10 exons. The record is from RefSeq and is a predicted model, not a curated record.